AGUCGCUCCAUUGUGUAGUGUUUUUAAUCUGUUUGUUUUUCCGGUCUCAGAGUUAUUUAGUACUGCUUUUUUUCAACAAAUCAAGUGUGUUUUUGGCGAAGACAAAAGCUUUCUUUAAGAACAUUUCAAUCCCUAUCACAUAACACGGCAGCUUUAAGACAAGGGGAAUGUUUUUUAUCAAAACAGUGCAAUCUUAUCUUGGUGGAAAUGUCUGCGGAUUUUGGGUUUCGAUCACUGAUCCACGCUGAUAAGACGAACACAGAAAGAUACAUUUGUGUCCCUGGACCUCGCGUGUCAUGCUUGUGUUCCCUUGCAUUCCGUUUAGCGAGCCACAUUAAAGCAGCCUGAUUUGCAUAUUUGUUUUGUUUAAGCAUUUACCAGUUUUCAGUCACCCAGCACUACAGAUAAGUGACGAAGCAUAAUAUAAAAGAUUAAACAAGUCCACUAGCUUUAAAUUGCACGGUUGUAUCGCUUUACCGGGAAUUGAUUAAUCCGAUUAUUGCUUCCAGAACCUGUUCCUUCUGCAGUGAUAACCUUAAAUAACAUCUUGAAUGCUUCCGACUCAAUUUCCGCGCAGCUAAAAGCGACUGAGAGGGCAUUUGAUACGUAUUCACCAUUCUAAAAUUGACCCCGUUUCGAGAAAGCGCGCAAUCUUAAUCAAUAUUUGUACAAUUAAUUUGAAAUCAACAGUCUCAACACAAGAGGUACACCAUUUGCAAUUUAAUACUGUUAGUCGGCUGGAUCAACAAAUUAUUGCGAGAUGUUUACACAACUGGGUCCCCGCGGAGUCUUUCCACAAAGCUUUGCGCCGCCCCCUCAAAUCAGUCCCCUGUCAUUCGAUGCUAGCACUUCAAGUUUUGCUACGACAUAAAAGUUGUCAAGUCUCUAGCUAGCCCGUUCGCAAACCUUUGAUUUGGGAAUAUUCUUCAGCCGCCUUUGUCGGGAUAAGCGAUUCAUAAUGAAACUCGCGCAUGCUGUAAUUCUCUCGGGGAUUUUGCUCAACUACAUUCUGAUCGCGUUCUGUUGCUCACCGCCUGACGGUUGGUUGCCGCUGAGGCCCAGAGCACGAGUAAAGAAAGCAGACAUCGUGAUAUAUGGAACAGUCAGGGCGAGUCCCGGACAAGGACCGAAGAAAGACCAUCAGGGUCUGUACAGCGCUCUCUUUGAAGUUCACUGUACCCUCAAAGGAGGAAUAGUCCCUCAAUUUAUCAACGUCUCCGGCUUUGGAUUCAUUGGAGGAUUGUGUACGCAUUCUGCCGCUUAUUUGAACAGAACAUAUAUUGCAUUUAUUCGCAGAGACACGGGCACACAGGAAAACAAUACAGCGUUCUUUGUUGACGAAGUCAACGUCCAAAGCGCAACAAUACCUAUCAAACACAAAGUAAGUAGAGCCGUGCUUAAAGACAUUGUGGACAUGGUAGGAAAGAAUGCUACCUUACCGCUAGGAGCAACGAAAGAUAGCUUGCCUGGCUGUCCAAAGGGUUCACCUCAGCCGUAUUUUCAUCCUACCGCUAUUGCGAGCGGCACAAAGAAAAUUCAUUGCCACAAGCACAAAAAGAGAAGGCGCAAAAAGUGUCAUGUUGUCACUUCUCCGUCUACGCAAAUGAGUCGCACAACAACAAAACUGUCCUCUCGCCUGAGUGAUAAGCGCACGAAAUCCAGUUUGCUUUCAACGACCGUAUUGAGACACGGCAAUGUGGAUUUUCUGUUGCACAAUCAUUCCACAAGGUGCGGAGGUUGUUGGACGAGCAAUAUUUGUUGGUUAUUCGUGUUGAUUUUUCACGGUUUGGUGUUAGUCGUUGUAAAGUGGCACCAAACUUGAUUUUUGGCUUUGCUGAGGCAAGGUAAACAAAUCGCCACACAAAGCGAUGAAAGUGCGCUUUGACUCGUGAUCGCGUGGGAUUUACAACGCGCGACUUUCGCGCGAUUUUCCGUGCUCCUCUCCCAGGAUGAAUCUGCGUUCAAUUAGCAAUUCACCUUUGCACGAUCAUGGUUGAACUGAGUAUAACUCAUUACUUCGCGCAAACACGCUACUUCAAAUGGAGUGCUUUCUGCGACACAAUGGCCGAGCGCGCUGCGAAACGGAAAUGUGCAAUGUAUAUUAACACGUGUGUUCCAACAUUACGAGAUUACAACGUCAGGAACAUCAGCAAAUUUGCGGUUGCGGAAGAUGCUUUGUCGUCGCAUUUUGCCACAGGAAAACCUUAAUUAAAGUAGUUCAUUCGAGAAGGCUGUAAUGACGAGCUAGCUCGCUUUUUUGGGCGACUGGUUAGAGUUAAACCGCACGUAACAGAUAACAGCUUGUGAAAUUGUUAGAAUCUCUUACAGUACAUUAUAAGACAGAUAGCCUUAAAACACAUUGUACUAGACCAGAACUGAGGUAAAAUAUAUUACUUAUCACUCAAUAUCGGCGUAUUUCACAGCAACGCAGAAUGCACAUUCGCAGCAAGACUUAACUAAGUUCGCCGAUGAACUUGUGUACAGUGAAUUGAUCGUUUAUUGUUUACAAAUAGCCGUGUUUAAAAAAAAUCAUUAAGUACCCUGUAAAUAAUAGAUAUUUCACAGGGAAAAACUGUUUGGUUAAAUUGAAGACUAAGUGACAAGUCUCGUUCUUACUUGAAUACGCGUUAGUUAAUUUUGUCUGACGGUUCUUUGCUCACGGGAGUGAAUACUUUAUCUUGCCUAAUAUGAAUACUCUUGGUCUUAAUGCACUGACGAUUAGAAAUUAAUUGCAAGUUAAAGCUUCUACAAACGAACGAACAAAAGGUGCUCGGACACACGAAGGUGUCUUGACAAAGACAGGAUAAACAGACAGAUGGACUGUAAUAAGAUCUGGGAGAUUGUGUUCUUUGUACAAAUGGCGUCAAAAGAAACACUAGUAAUCGGCUAAUUCCGUUUUUAUGAAGAGGGAUUAAUGUCAGUUUGAUAGCAAAUUAUUAGCCUUCGAUAACUCAUUACACUACAGUAGUUCAGUAUUAAAGUACAGCUCUCAAAGACGUUCCGCGAGGUCUGACACGCGAGAUGUAAUUAAAGUAGAAUUGAGUGAUGGUUAGGAUCUUUGGGUCCGUGAUCUUGUAAAUAAAUAAACUAUGAAGUUUAAUGCGUAA
Molecule: messenger RNA, 3107 nt
Organism: Orbicella faveolata
Lineage: Eukaryota; Metazoa; Cnidaria; Anthozoa; Scleractinia; Merulinidae
Source: RefSeq, a predicted model, not a curated record